Anguilla anguilla (European eel) is the source of this 6756-nucleotide messenger RNA. RefSeq names its product Rap guanine nucleotide exchange factor (GEF) 2 (gene rapgef2). The transcript has 31 exons. The coding region runs from base 1 to 5061 and encodes 1686 amino acids. Gene Ontology annotation, biological process: small GTPase-mediated signal transduction; positive regulation of ERK1 and ERK2 cascade. Gene Ontology annotation, molecular function: protein binding; guanyl-nucleotide exchange factor activity. The record is from RefSeq and is a predicted model, not a curated record. Lineage: Eukaryota; Metazoa; Chordata; Actinopteri; Anguilliformes; Anguillidae.
AUGGCGUCCUACGUGGAUAACAAUUUCAGACAGGCGGUGAUGAUGGACCCGGCCGAAAGAACGCAACAGGAUCUGGAAAUCGUGUACUCCUAUCUCCAUGGAAUGGAGGCCCUGUCCAAUCUAAGAGAGCACCAGCUAAGGUUGAUGUGUGAAACCGUGCGUUAUGAGAGACACGAGGCCAACGAGGUGCUGUACUACCCUGAUGACGUUGGGUCCUGCUGGUAUAUCCUCCUGUCUGGCUCAGUGUUCAUCAAAGAGUCCAUGUUUCUUCCCAGAAGCAGUUUUGGCAAGCGUUCAGCGGGCAGCCUGAGGCGUGGAUGCGAGUGCAUCGUGCUGGAGCCCUCCGAAAUGAUUGUGGUGGACUAUAUGGAUGAAAAUGAAGAGUACUUCCAACGGCAAGCUUCGCACCGACAGUCCCGCCGGAGGUUCCGGAAGAUCAACCAGAAAGGCGAGAGGCAGACCAUCAUCGACACGGUGGACCCCUACCCCGUCGGGAAGCCGCCUCUGCCCAAAGGGUAUCACACGGAAUGCUGUAAAUCUCAGCUUCCUGCAGACUUCAGCAAGCUCCACCUUAGCGACAGCCUCCACCCACAGGUGACCCCCGUCUCCUCCAGCCACUCAGGAUGUAGCAUCACCAGCGACUCUGGGAGCAGCAGCCUAUCGGAUAUUUACCAGGCCGCUGAGAACGAGCCCGGUGACAUGGACCUGAGCGGCCUGCCAGAGACGGCGGUGGACUCAGAGGAAGACGACGAUGAGGAAGACAUCGAACGGGCCUCGGACCCCCUGAUGAGCCGGGACAUCGUGCGGGACUGCCUGGAGAAGGACCCGGUCGACCGGACGGACGAUGACAUCGAACAAUUGCUGGAGUUCAUGCACCAGCUGCCGGCCUUCGCCAACAUGACGAUGUCGGUGAGGAGGGAGCUGUGCGCGGUCAUGGUGUUCGCCGUGGUGGAGCGGGCGGGGACCAUCGUGCUCAACGACGGGGAGGAGCUGGACUCCUGGUCGGUGAUCCUGAACGGUUCGGUGGAGGUGACGUACCCGGACGGGCGGUCCGAGAUCCUCUGCAUGGGGAACAGCUUUGGAGUGUCUCCCACCAUGGACAAGGAGUUCAUGAAGGGGGUGAUGAAGACCAAGGUGGACGACUGUCAGUUUGUGUGCAUUGCCCAGCAGGACUACUGCUGCAUCCUCAACCAGGUGGAGAAGAACAUGCAGAAGGUGGAGGAAGAGGGCGAGAUCGUCAUGGUGAAAGAACACCGUGAGCUGGACCGUACCGGCACCAGGAAAGGACACAUCGUCAUCAAGGGAACGACAGAGCGACUGACGAUGCACCUGGUGGAGGAGCACUCUGUGGUGGACCCCACCUUCAUCGAGGACUUCCUGCUGACCUACAGGACCUUCCUGUCCAGCCCCAUGAUUGUGGGGAAGAGGCUUCUGGAAUGGUUCAAUGAUCCCAGUCUCAGGGACAAGGUUACGCGGGUAGUGUUGCUGUGGGUGAACAAUCACUUCAACGACUUUGAAGGAGACCCUGCCAUGACUCACUUUUUGGAGGAAUUCGAGAACAACCUAGAAAGAGAGAAAAUGUGUGGGCACUUGAGACUGUUAAAUAUCGCCUGCGCCGCCAAAGCCAAGCUGAGGCUGGUGACCCUGACCAAGCCCUCGAGGGAGGCCCCCCUGCCCUUCACCCUCCUGGGGGGGUCGGAGAAGGGCUUCCGCAUCUUCAUCGACAGCGUGGAGCCCGGGAGCGCGGCCACAGAGGUCGGCCUCAAGCGCGGCGAUCAGAUACUGGAGGUGAACGGGCAGAACUUUGAGAACGUCCAGCUCUCCAAAGCCACAGAGAUCCUGAAGAACAACACUCAUUUGUCUAUCACUGUGAAAACGAACCUGCUAGUGUUCAAGGAGCUGCUGUCCAGGCCGGCGGAGGAGAAGAAGAACGGCGCUCCGCACCUUCCCAAGAUCGGCGACAUCAAGAAGGCCAGCCGCUACUCCAUCCCGGACCUGGCCAUGGACGUGGAGCAGGUGAUGGGCCUGGAGAAGACCAGCAAGAAGAGCAAAGCCAACACUGUGGGGGGCAGGAACAAGCUGAAGAAGUUCCUGGGCAAGACCCGCAUCAGCAUUCUGCCCCAGAAACCCUACAAUGAUGUUGGGAUUGGGCAGUCUCAGGACGACAGCAUUGUGGGAAUGAAGCAGUCCAAUCAGAUCCCUCCAGGCCUCCCGGUCAGUGGAAACCUGUCCUCCAGCAACCCCGACCUGCUUCAGUCCCACCACCGCAUCCUGGACUUCAGCAACCCGCCUGACCUGCCGGACCAGGUGCUGAGGGUUUUCAAGGUGGACCAGCAGAGCCGCUACCUGAUGAUCGGCCGGGACACCACGGCCAAGGAGGUGGUGGUGCAGGCCAUCCGCGAGUUCGCCCUGACCGCCGAGCCCGAGGCCUACUCCCUCUGCGAGGUGUCCGUCACGCCCGAGGGCGUCAUCAAGCAGCGGCGGCUGCCCGACCAGCUCUCCAAGCUGGCCGACAGGAUCCAGCUCAGCGGCAGGUACUACCUGAAGAACAACAUGGAGACAGAGACGCUGUGCUCGGACGAGGACGCGCAGGACCUCCUGCGGGAGAGCCAGAUCUCCCUGCUCCAGCUGAGCACGGUGGAGGUGGCCACCCAGCUCUCCAUGAGGAACUUCGAGCUCUUCUGCGCCAUCGAGCCCACCGAGUACAUCGACGACCUCUUCAAGCUCAAGUCACGCACCGGCUCGGUCAACCUCAAGAGCUUCGAGGAGGUCAUCAACCAGGAGACCUUCUGGGUGGCUUCGGAGAUCGUCCGGGAGCCCAACCAGCUGAAGAGGAUGAAGACGGUCAAGCACUUCGUCAAGAUCGCCCUGCACUGUCGGGAGUGCAAGAACUUCAACUCCAUGUUUGCCAUCAUCAGUGGGCUGAACUUGGCUGCAGUGUCCAGACUCCGGGGCACAUGGGAGAAGCUGCCCAGCAAAUACGAGAAGCUGUUCCAGGACCUGCAGGACCUGUUCGACCCCUCCAGGAACAUGGCCAAGUACCGCAACGUCCUCAACAACCAGAACCUCCAGCCUCCCAUAAUCCCCCUCUUCCCCGUCAUCAAGAAGGACCUGACGUUCCUGCACGAAGGCAACGAUUCGAAAGUGGACGGUCUGGUGAACUUUGAGAAGCUGAGAAUGAUCGCCAAAGAGAUCCGGCACGUGGGACGCAUGGCGUCCGUCAACAUGGACCCCGCCCUCAUGUUCAGAACCAGGAAGAAGAAGUGGAGGAGUCUUGGGUCGCUCAGCCAGGGCAGCGCCAACGCAGCGGUGCUGGACGUGGUGCCGACGGGCGCGCACAAGAAACGCGUGCGCCGCAGCUCCUUCCUCAACGCCAAGAAGCUGUACGAGGACGCGCAGAUGGCCCGCAAGGUCCGGCAGUACCUGUCCGACCUGACGCUGGACACCAGCGAGGAGAGCCUGCAGGCCUUAUCGCUGCAGUGUGAGCCCUCCAGCAACACGCCAGUGCCUAAAAACUCCAGUGACAAGAAGAGGCCAGACACCUCGCCCCAGGUGGCACGGGCCGCCAGCCAGCACAAGCAGCAGCAGAAAGCCGGCCCCGCCCUGCAGGUGCCCGCGGUGCCCCUCCACCCGUCUCGCAAGAAAGUGCCCGUCAAGGACCUGCCGCCUUUCGGCACGAGUUCGCCUCAGUCCUUGAAGAAAAUCUUGUCCUUGUCAGAGGAAGCGGGCGAGCGCCACAGGAAGCCGACGGAGGACGCCGCGUCCAACGCCUCCCAGCUCUCCUCCCCGCCCACCUCCCCCCAGAGCUCCCCCAGGAAAGGUGUCUUUCGGCUCUCCAGGCAGUCUAAGCUCACAGGCUCCUCCUCUUCCCUGGGCAGUGACAGCAGUAGCAGGAAUAACUAUGCUCUGGCCAACACCGUCAUAAUAGGUUACCCGGGAGCGGCGGACCACUUCUCGGACUCGGGCCACAGCGAGAUCUCGUCGCGCUCCAGCCUGGUCAGCAACUCGUCCUUCGACCUGGCGCAGGAGGACAGGAGGCAGCGCAACUCGGUCAGCGGGGCCGACGCCCACCUGGGCGGGGCCAGGACGGAGAGGCGGGCCACCCUGGACCUGGACCAGUACAGCCUCGGGUCCUAUUCCUCCAUGCACGAGGUUCGGAGCCUGUACUCUGGGGCCACGGUGCUCUCGUCUCCCAGCUCGGAGGAGCUGACCCAGGACCAGGGCGACCGCGCCUCCCUGGACGCCGCCGACAGCGGGCGGGGCAGCUGGACGUCCUGCUCCAGCGGUUCCCACGACAACAUCCAGACCAUCCAGCACCAGAGGAGCUGGGAGACGCUGGCCUUCGGCCACCCCCACUUCGACGGCCCGGGGGAGGGGCCGGGGCCGGGGCCGGGGCUGUGGGCCCCUGGGGGGGGCGGGUCGGCCGACCCGCUCGGGUACCCGGGGGACGGCGGCGCCAGCAGGGACGGGCGGGGCGGGCAGGAGCCGGGGCAGGCCCGGGGGAGCUGGGCCUCGCCCACCGUCUACUGGGGGGAGGACACGGAGGGCGACACCGGGACCAUCAAGCGCAGGGGGGGCAAGGACGUGAACGCCGACCCGGAGACCAGCAGCAUCACGUCCAGCGGCUCGGAGGACUCGAAACAGAGCAGCCGGCCCUCCCACAUAACCGUGUCCUGCAGCAACGCUAAGGGGCUCAUCUCGCGGAAGGAGGGCAGGUUCCGGGAGCCGCCCCCGACGCCGCCCGGCUACACGGCCCUGACCAUCUCGGACUUCGGCGAGGGCCCCGCCCACGCGGGCCGCCGGCCGCCCGACUACAACGUGGCGCUGCAGCGCUCGCGCAUGGUGGCGCACUCCUGCGACUCCCCCCUGCCCCCCCCGCAGGCGGGCCCCCGGCCGCAGUGGAGCCGCUCCACCGACGCCGCCGAGCCCCCCCGGCUCCCGCACGCACCCCCCCAGGGGCCGCCGCCCGCGCCCGAGGACGAGGGUGAGUCCGCGUCUCCCAAACUUAACCCCCUGAGGAAGACCGUGGUGGCCAGGUCUCCCAACACCACCAGGCCAUGACUUACAGGCAGGACAGAGGCAGAUGAUGAACAGGUGUCUGCUGUCUGAUAAAGACGCCCCCUGCUGGCCACGUUUAGCAGUGGCUGAAGAAACUCUGUCUAGGCACUCUCCCGCACACGCACAGACCCACACACUCGCACACACCCAGUUACCCCCCCCCCCCCCCCCCCCCUUCUCUGUGUACCGCACUCCUCUCCAUCCCUGCCUUAAAACAGCAGGGGGCUUUAUGUCACCCCCCCACCCCCCUCCCACACAUAAAUAGACUGUACUGUGAAGAAGACAAGAAAAGAACUAAUUGAACUAAUAACGCCUCGGCACUUUGGAGAACUUAAAGACAGAGUGGUGAAAGAAUCGCAGGCCUGACGGCCGUCACUGUUCACCACAAGCACCAUUCCAGCGUUACCUUUCCUGUUUACACACGCCAUCACUACGUGUCGACCUUCGACUGCACUUUUUAAUUUUCUAUUGUAAUAUUAACGGUAUUAAUGAUACAAAAAAAAGAAAAACUGCCUUUCCGGGCUCUCGGCUUCCUCUAGGACCUUGUCAGGAGUUGUUGGACCCCUGGAUGAAAAUGCAAGCACAGAUUGUGCAGGUCCCCGCGUCCUGCUGCAGUUUUAAGUCAUUAUCGUGCUUGUGGAAGAGAUACGGUCUCUGGUGGCCAUGAUGACAGUAUUAUUAUAGCUAUUCAUUUUUUCCUUUUUUUUUUUUUUUACCUUUGCUCUUUUUAUCAUUGGAGGAGGACUCUGUGAUGUUUUAACUGAACUGGACGGCUGUAUAAUGUCACACACUGGCUCAGAUAGAGGAGGAACAGUGCCCCAGCUAUAGUCUCUGCUGUUUGCUAUGUUGCGUUUUUUGCAGAACUCCUUUGUGAAGGAAGCCAUUGAACGGUUGCCACGAUAGAAGGAGUAGCAUGUCUGAAGAAAGCUAACGUAUAGCGAUCCUUGGCUACUUCUGCCCCAUGAAGUGACUGAAAAUGAUGAUUACGUCUUGGGUUGAGACUCAGAGGGAAAUAAGUAAAAAAUCUGAAGACUGCCUUUCUGAGUCGUACUGAAAAUAUGAAGGUUUUUUUCCCCCAUUUUCUUUAGUUUUUCUAAUUCAUUUAGCGGAGCUGAUCAUAUUGAUCAGCGGGUUUAAAAAAAUUGAUAGAUUUCAAGACAGUGAUUGCAGUGUUUUUCUCACUGUAUUGUGCAACUUCAGUGCUUUAUUUAAAUUUUUCUUUCCUAAUAAGAAAUCACAUUUUUGACUUGUGUUUGUUUUUGUUUUUUUUUCUUGUUGCGGAUUCUGUUGUCAAUUAUGCAUUUGUAAUUUAAAUGUAAUAUGCAUUAAUCGCUUCCAUUUGUAGUCCAUGGACAAUAGUGUACGUAUGGUUUGGCGGAGUUCUACUUCUAAAACAAGUUGCACAGAAAUGUAUAAACAUACAGUAAGGUCAUUGUAGUGUACAACUUUCGGUUCAAUCUGUGACGUCAGGUGUAAAAUGUACAUUGGACUGGUGAAUUUCUCAUACUUUUGAUACUACUUGUACCUGUAUGUCUUUUAGAAAGACAAUCGGUGGAGUCGGUAUGCUUUUUUUUGUAUUUUUAAUACAAUAAUUGUAAAUCUGUUAUAUUUUUGUUGAAAUUGUAGAAAUGUACUAUGUUUAUGCCUCAGCGUCCAGUUUACCUAAAGCUGGGAAUGAAUAAAUAUGAAAAAACAUGG